AUGACUAACGAACAAGAAAAAGACCGCAAAUUUCGGGAAAAUGCUAAAAAGAUAUACGACGCCACAAAAGGUGUAGUAUUAAAAGCAAGCGAAAAGGCCUUAGAAGGAGCCACAGCAUUUUUAGAGCAUCCCAUAGAUACUACCGAAAAAAUUUAUCACGGCCUAAAAUCAGCCGGUAAAAAAGCCCUCAAUUUUGGGGUUGAUACAGCCACUAAUCUGCUGACUGACCCCCAAAAAGCCCUCAACACUGGUUUAGGAUUAAUGGAAAAAGGAUUAAAUGCCAUUCCCGUAGUAGGAGGUUUUUUUUCUUUUUUAACCGGGACGGCCAAAGAUGCUCUAACGGAUAAAAAAUUUGAAAAUUUAGCCAAAGAAAUCAGUGGAUUAAAAGAAGGUUUGAAUAGUUUAGCCGAUUCGGUUGGAGAAGCCUUGGACGGCUUGCGAGGUGAAAUGACCGAAGCCUUGGAAGCCAUGGGAGCCCGCCAAGACCAAUUAGAACAAUUCACCAAAGCUUUCAAAGACGAACAAGAAAAACUUAACCAAAAAUUCCAACAACAAAUUGACGAAAUUAAUGAAACUCUUAAAGAACACGAGAAAAAAAUCCGCGACAAUGCCGAAAAAAUUUUCAAAGAACAAAUUAAAUUGGAAGACGUUCGCUCAGAAUUUAAAGACCAAAUUCGCGUCACCAAUACUAAUUUAGAUAAUUUACGCAAAGAGCAGGAGGAAACCAAACACGAUUUUGAAAAAUACAAGCACCAAAUUAACGAAAAAACGGCUAAAACUGAACAAUCUUUUGAAGACUUGCAGGCCGAUUAUACUCGCCGCAAUAGAAUUAUCGAAACUCAAAUUAAGGAUAACGAAGAGCAAUUGGGGGAAUUUCAAGAAAAUUUGGCAAAUGUGGAAUUUCAGCAGAAGAAACUUAAUUUAGAACACCAGGAAUUUGCUGAAAGUCUGGAAGAACAAAUAAAUCUAUCUUACGAGCAAAGAAAACGAUUAGAUUUAGUGGUUAAUGAAAUUGAAGAUAUUCAAGAAGAAUUUCAUCAGAAAAUAAAUCGCUUACAACAAACUCAAUUAGACCAAGACGAAAAAAUUGAUGAGGCCGUAUUUGCCGCCAAAAGAGCCACCCGCAAA
Racocetra persica is the source of this 1128-nucleotide messenger RNA. Lineage: Eukaryota; Fungi; Glomeromycota; Glomeromycetes; Diversisporales; Gigasporaceae. The record is from the annotation of a GenBank genome assembly.